Molecule: messenger RNA, 846 nt
Organism: Chaetomium strumarium
Lineage: Eukaryota; Fungi; Ascomycota; Sordariomycetes; Sordariales; Chaetomiaceae
Exons: 1
Coding region: 89-505 (138 amino acids)
Source: RefSeq, a predicted model, not a curated record
GUUAGUUUUGGCUGUCUUUACUUGACUCGAGCCUUCGAAAGUUGCUCGUUGAUCAUGCAGUAAGUAGUAGACGGACUCACUCACGCUCAUGCCCAAUGCAAGGCGUUCAAUUGCGGUGCUCCUCCGUUAUCUUGUCUGCCUUCCCGGCUUUCCUCUUUUCCUUCCCGUUUGGCAUACCCGUGUCUUGUCCGGAUCCGUCGAGUUGUUACCGCGCGGGUCACAAACAGCUUGUGCGACAAUUCAAAUGAAACACUUCUUCACACGGACCACGACAUCCGCAGCACGGCUCAUCGGCCAUACCGGUAACACAGAUCGGGAUGAAAGGUGUUCCAGGUACACGAUAUCUUGGCAAGGCGUGGCUCGAGUAUGUUGUGCAAGAGACCUCUUUCGCCCGAGAGCUGCCGAUUUUGUACGUUGUCUGAUUCCUGUCGAUCGCGAAUUCUUCCUGAUGACCGUUAAGUGCCACCCAAUGCGGCCUCUGCCGAGAAGGAAGUCGACCUCGUGAGACACGAACUGAUUCUGCCAAAAGCUUGGUUUUAAUUCCGUCCUACAUACGGCCCGGCUCUUGCCGCAACACCUUGCAUAAACCUGCUCAGUCUGAGGUGGUAAUUGUUUCUGCCUCUAAUUAGAUCCUACGUUUCAUGACUUGACCACUUCGUGAGCUGGUCGGCCUAUGUUGCACGUAGCUGCAGAAGAAGCGGCUUGAUGUCCCGUAGAAUGGCUCCUCGCAGCACUUGGUAGUAAUUGAGCACAUCGACAAACUAAAUUCAAACUGGAACUGAUCAGAACUUUGCCGUGCUAUCCAACGUGAACAGCUACCGACAACUACCCUACACACAUAUCCGG